Molecule: messenger RNA, 5766 nt
Organism: Bemisia tabaci
Lineage: Eukaryota; Metazoa; Arthropoda; Insecta; Hemiptera; Aleyrodidae
Source: RefSeq, a predicted model, not a curated record
CUUAAAGGGCAACUUUAGCGACAGCUUCUAUUACACUGGUCAGGAGGCUGAUGGAUUUUUCCUGCCCUCUGGAAAUUACUAUUAUUACCCCACAAACUUCCCAGUUCGAGAGUAUCAAAAAACCAUUAUCGAAACAGCACUUUUCAACAACACUUUGGUUGUCCUCCCCACAGGUUUGGGGAAAACAUUCAUAGCUGCAGUGGUGAUGUACAACUUCUAUCGAUGGUACCCCCGUGGUCUUGUAAUAUUUAUGGCCCCCACCAGACCUUUGGUUACGCAACAAAUUAAUGCUUGCACAAACAUCAUGGGAAUCCCACCUUCUGAUAUCACUGAAAUCACUGGAAAAUCUGUCAAAACAAAUAGAAUAGACAGUUGGAAACAAAAACGGAUAUUUUUUGUGACCCCACAAGUAAUGGCCAAUGAUGUUCUUAAAAAUGUCUGUGAUCCAAACAGAGUCAGAUGUGUAAUUUUUGAUGAAGCACACAAGGCACGGGGUAACUAUUCUUACUGCCAGGUUAUCAGACAAAUGAGCGACUUCCUUCUGAAAUUUCGCAUUUUAGCUCUCUCUGCCACCCCUGGUAAUAAUUUGGAAGCUUACCAAGAGAUAAUCCAUAACUUAAACAUAGCGAAAGUUCAAGUGCGAGCAGAAGAUUCUCCAGAUGUAGUAAAAUACAUACAUGGUCGAAAAUUGAGUCAUAUUGUUCUUAAACUUGAUAAUUUAUGGAAGCAAUUCCAGGGUAAACUUCUGGAGUUGUACGAAGAUUAUUCGCGUCCCUUGAAAGAUCACAAUGUUGUCAGAGGAAACAUUAGCACCCUGUCUGCAUAUCAGGUCAUGACAUUGAUGGAAACUUUCAAAAGGAAGAAAGAUAUUGAUCAAAAUGUGAAAAACAGGUGCAAUAUGAGUCUCCUAGUUUGCCAAACCCUAGCUCAUGCUCACAAUCUGUUGUACACUUAUGGCUUUAAGGCCCUCUACUCACAUUUCUAUGGUGAGAGUGAUAGCUGUGCAAUGCCAAUCCUUUUAAAAAAUGAGAAGUUAAAAAGUCUGUUGAGAGCAAUCGAUGACUACUUCAAAGAUAAAGCCCAUGAAGAAACUUAUGUACCUAGUCAUCCAAAGUUCGCUAAACUAAGAGAAGUCAUCGCUGCUCAUUUCAAGACAAUGGAACAAAACGUGGAGCUUAGAAACAGUAAAGUGAUCAUAUAUUGUCAAUAUCGAGUUGGAGUGACGGAAGCGCAAACUGCUUUGAAAGAAUUGGAGCCGCUUGUCAGGCCAGUUAUGUUUAUUGGACAAUCGAGUGGGAAAAAAAAAUCUACUGGUCUUGGACAAAAAGCACAAUUAGAAAUUUUAAACAAUUUUAAAUCAGGAACUUUCAACACUCUAAUUGCAACGAGCAUUGGAGAAGAAGGGUUAGACAUUGGUGAAGUAGAUUUAAUUAUUUGCCUUGAUGCACAGCAGUCAAUUACGCGGCAUAUUCAAAGGAUCGGACGAACUGGUCGUAAGAGAGCGGGUGCUUGCAUUUUUCUCGUUACUGAGGGGAAGGAAGAGCUGAAAUUUCUUAAGUGCCUAAAUGCAUCAUCUAAUUUCUCUAAAAUGAUAGAUCCAAAACUUCUUAACACUUCUGUUACUGCAGCAAAUCCAAGGAUGGUUCCAAAGCAUAUUAAACCAAAAUUACAUUUUGUUCACAUUCAACCAGACAAAGGAGGUAAAAACGAAGGAAAUUUUGCUGCUGAAGCUGAUGAAGAAAGUGGAGAGGGUCCCUCUUCCUCGAAAGAUGCUCUGAAAAGGAAGAAGAACAAUUCGAAGAAUCAAGGGAAAAAAGAAAAACAAUCCAAAGAGGCAAAAGUUGAAAGGUCAUCUAACAAGACGACUUUAUUCUCCUAUUUCAUCAAGAAAAAUGAUUCGAAAAAUUUUGAUUCGUUCUGUGAAAAUGAUGCAGAAGCCAAAGAUAUCUUUUUUAUCGUGAAAGAUAAAGCCCCUAAAAGUGAAUCUAAAUCAUGUGAGCUGGACACUAUCCCUAAGGAUGAUUGUAUCAAUAUUGAAGAGAAUCAUGUUGAUGCAGGUAGCUUUAAUUCUCUGAAAGUGGAAGGCUUCACUGAUUUGCGGCACAGUGACCUCUCUGGCCCGGACGAGGCUUCUGCCAUUAGUUUAUCCAAAAUUCAAAGUGACUCUAGCACUCAAAAUGAAACGAAGCCAAUGAUCUCACUUUUUCAAAGCUGGGUCAGGAAAUACGCAGAAAACAGAAGAGUUCUUUUUGAUGAAAAUUGGUUUGAUCUCAUUCAUCAUUUCAUGAAAGAGUCCUCCAAAUUUCCUCCGUAUAGCUGUAAUACUGUAAAUACUCCUAAAGAUUUCACCCUUGUAGAUUAUGACAUAACAUUUAAUAGUUCUUCUGAUGAAUCUGAGUCUCCGGUUAUCAUGUCAAGGAAACCUUUAGCAUCUAGUCCUGUAAUACUAGAAAGUGAGCCAAAUUGUUUAGAAUCAAAUUCUCCGAUCUUGUCUGGCAACAGUUUUAAAACAAUAUUGAGUCCUGUUAAUUGUAAAGUGAAAACUCAUAGUGAUCUACAAGCAGGGAGCACCUCCACACCAAAGUUACCUUCUAAGUUCAAAGCAAGUAGUUCUGUAGUGAGUCAUCGUAUGGAUAGUAAUUCCUCCUUACAAAUAUCCAUCCCCCUAAAAGUUUCUGUCAGCAAUCAAGUAGUAAACAAUGACCUAAGAAACAGUAAUCGUGCUACAUUUGAUGAAGAAAAUAUGUUGAAAAUGUUUGGUCUCAGUAGUGAUCCAUCGUCCUUUUCACCAGAGCCUUUAACUUUCAAAAUUUCUAGUCUAGUUGGUUGUGAAACAUCAAACGGACUGUUUCCUAAUGAGAAUAAUGUGGUCACAACUUUCAAAAAAGAGAAAGAGCAAGAUAUUACAGAUCUGAAAGAAAUUUUCUUUGGUUCUCCCAAGUACAUUAUUAGAGACAUGUGUAUUUCAGAGAAAAAUACAAAAACUUAUGAACACAGAUCAUUGGCAGAACAUAACAUCUGUAAGAAAACAUCUACCUCUUCACCAGAAAUUUUGACCAGUAAAGUUUCAAAAUCAGUGAAUCUUGCAAUGUCAAAGCAACUGUGUGCUGACGGAAAUGGCGUUGCCUCAUCUGUCGGAGAGGGGACCAAACAAGCUGACUGUAUUGAAAAUGUAAAACAAAUCUUGUCAGACUCUUUUGACAUGUUUCUUGGAAAUUUGGAAGAUGACUUCUUGCCCUCAGUCCAGCCUCCAGAGAGCUUUUCUCAAGAUCAGGUCCUUACACAAAAAGAAAAUAAUGCUCCAAACUUCACUUCAAAUAUUAAACCCAAUGAAAGUUUGAAACCUACAAAUUCAAAGAGUACGUCAGGAAUUGAUACUGCCAUGGCUCAAGUUGAGAGUGAAUUUGGUUUCCUUCUCAGGAAAAAUCUUACAUUUUCUUCUUUAUCUACGAAAAGCAGUAUCCUGUCAAAAGAGUCUUUGUCCUCUUGCAUUUAUAGCCCUCAGUUAAACAGAAGGCUCAGGGAUGAGUGCAAAAGUAAAGACACAGAAUCGUCAGUCCUCAUCCAGUCCAUGCAUAAGACCAAAGAUUUUCGACCUGGUAAUGAAAAUUCAGAUUUGCCUCAAGGAAAAUAUUCAAAUGAAGAUGGUGUGCCAUUUAUGGAGGAAGAAAUGACUAAUAAAUCGAUCGUUGUCAGAAAAUUUUAUGAAGGUGGCAUGCAAAACCCAAAACUUGAAAAAGAUUCUUCAAAAGAAAAUAAUUCCAAAGAAAAUUUCAAUCUUCUAAGUUUAUGGAAUCCCAAAAAUUCAUUAAAAUUUUGUGAAGGACCAAAAUUGCCUCAGCAAGUGUUUCCUAAGAGGCUCUCGUCCAUCAAUACAGAAACUGGUCCGAGCAAAAUUUGCUCCUCUAACCCCCACAAGAGUUCACCCUGGCAAAAUGUUGAGUCUGAGAGUAGAGGAAUUUCAUUUGCUAACAAACACAACAACUCUUUUAUGAAUCCAUCGGUAUCAAAAGACGCUAUGUUUAGCAAAAGAGGAGGUGAAAUGCUAAAGCCUGAAUUUCAAGCUAUUCAGGUGAAAAAUCAAAACUCACCCGACAGUAAAUUUCAUGAUCUAACUGUAGCUGAUCAUGCACAAUGUAAGAACGAAAGAAGCCGAAAAAAUAAACAUAAGCUGUUGAAGAAGGAGUUGGAAUUAAAAAACGCCAAUAAGGACGGUCUCUAUUCUGGCUGUGAUUUCGAUGAUAUAUUUUUUGAGCUGCAACCGUCAGAUAAACCAAGGAAUCAUGAUGAACCACCAAAAGUAUCCAAUAAUAUACAAUCAUUCCCAUCACUGAAGAAAGCGAAAAAGAAAAAAAACUGUUUUAUCGAGUGGGAGGCAGAAGUUAGCGGCAGUGAUGUCUCAGAGGAUGAAAAUGAAGAUGAAGACAAGGAUCAGGGUAAGCCUGACUCAUUUAUCCACGAUGAUCAUGCUUCUGUUUCAAACCACGAACACACAAUCACUGCCCAAUAUUUAGAAUCAAUCAAGAGUCUACCAACUGGUCCUGGGAAAUUCAAAAUACCUGUCUUGUCUGAUAAAAUAGAUAAGAAUGUGUACUCUCAAGCCUUCAAUAAUGAUACUGACUAUCAGAAUGACUCAUUUUGUGUGGACGAAGAAGUUUGGGAGGAGUAUGAUUGUUCUGAAGAUGAGAAAACUUUUGAAGAAACUGUUAAGAAAACCACAUGCAAAUCUGGAAAAAGAAAACGAAUCAUAGAUAGUAACUCAAGCUCUGAAGACGUUAUUGAAAUGCAUUCCAGUUUUAAUGAGGAGAGCAUAAAUGCGGAAAUUACACUCUUACCAGAUUAUGAUGACAAUCUUUACACGACUAGAAAACCUACACGAAGAAAAAUUUGUCAUAGUGAAAAGUUUUCUGAGCUCAAAAAGAUAAUUGAAGCCAAGAAGUCAAAAAAUAAACCUGGAGCUGGUACUCUCAGCGAAGAACUGGUGGGAAAUUCUGUUUCAUUUGUUCUGCAGAAGAGUCCAGCUGUUCAAAAGAUUAAUGAUGUAUCUGAUAGUGAUGCUGAUUCGGAUGAUUUCUUUCUAAAGCCUAGUGGUCGUGGCAUAAAUAUCAGGCCCAAGCCUUCUUCAAACUCGAACACUAAUGCGAUAGGAAAACAAACCAAAAAGAAAACAAAGAUGAACCUCUUCUCCUCUGAUGAGGACUAAUUUGUGAAUGAAAUCAAAAUAGUCUUAAGAAUGUAAAUCUUGAAUAGCGAAAUGGGCUGUGUUUGAAAUUUCAUCGUAAAAUUGCAAAUAAUAUUGCGGUCUCCUUACCCUCUGUAAGUAAAUUGCAGUUCUGAAAUUCAUUUUGCAAUAUUCUGCAAGAAAUUGUAUAUUCCAUAGGUAAAUGAACCUCUCUAUUCAAGGGUUCUUGUGAAAUUGAGCUUUCCCUUAUUGCAGGGGAUGAUAAUCUUAAAAGUAGAGCUGCGCGAUUAAUCAAAUGUUAAUCGUAAUUGCAAUUAAUUUUUUUAAUCGUAACCGUAAUCGCAUUGAAAACUUAAUCGCCGAAGAGUCAAUUAAUUUGACUUCACGAAAUUUUGAAUUUCCCGCCGCGUUUUAAAUUUGAAAUUUCCGCCAAUGUUAAGGUGAUCCUAUGUGAUCUAGGGACGAGGCUCACCACUGCAUAGUGUUGCUAUGGGGUUUGUGGCUUUGAGAAGCAAUAAUUAUCGUUGCAUACAAGGUAACACAAAAAACUGAUCCAUAAUAUGUAGCAGCAUUAAUACUGAGUA